Frieseomelitta varia is the source of this 806-nucleotide messenger RNA. Its product is annotated as leptin receptor overlapping transcript-like 1. The coding region runs from base 180 to 533 and encodes 117 amino acids. NCBI's taxonomy places the organism in Eukaryota, Metazoa, Arthropoda, Insecta, Hymenoptera, Apidae. The transcript is spliced from 5 exons. The record is from RefSeq and is a predicted model, not a curated record. Gene Ontology annotation, cellular component: endosome. Gene Ontology annotation, biological process: late endosome to vacuole transport via multivesicular body sorting pathway.
UAUUUAUUAGAUAAUCUGUCAGUAUUUAGUUUUGAAAGUAUGUUAGACUUUAAAUAGCUUACGUCACGACUCACGACAUUCUCAAAGUGAGAAUACGAUAAAUAUACUUAGUUGUCAAAUCGGUCUAUGAUGGCUGGAAUUAAAGAUUAGUACUUUUGGCAUUUGGUGGGUCUAUUGGUAUGACAUUUGUUAUACUUGGUUGUGCUUUACCUGCAUAUAAAGUAUGGUGGCCAUUUUUUGUCGUACUAUUUUAUGUAUUAGCACCAGUUCCAACUAUAAUUGCACGUCGCUAUGCAAAUGAUUUUGAAAAUAAUUCCAAUCCAUGUUUGGAGCUGGCAAUAUUCAUUACUACAGGCUUUGUUAUAUCAUCAUUUGCUCUUCCUAUUGUCUUAGCUCGAUCCCCAGUUAACGAUCCAGUGAUACAGUGGGGUGCUUGUUAUUUGACUUUAGCAGGUAAUAUUAUUAUGUAUCUAACUCUAGUCGGAUUUUUCGUAACCUUCGAUCAGGAUGAACUCGAGUAUAAUACAUGUUGAAAUGCUGUACUUCAUUGUACUUAUUUAUUAAUUUUACAUGGUUUUUUCAAAAUAAAAGGAAGAAUAUACUGCACUGACUGACAGUUAUGUGUUGAUUCUAAGUCAUUGCAAAAUUUAUAGUAUAUUACUUAUACGAUAUACAUAUUAUCAUAAAGCAUAUUAUCGUUUAAAACACAAUGGAUACUAAUACUGGAUACUAAUUAAUACUAAAGUCAAUGAUGAUUUAUUUUGCUAUUUUUAUCCUGUAAUCAAACUUCAGAUUCUAAAAUUUAA